CCCAUAUGAAGGAUACGGCGAGGAUGGGCGAGUCGACACCGAUCUGUCGCUGCCGGGUCCUGUACCUGGGCAGUGCGGUACCGCGCCAGAGCAAGGACGGGCUGCAGGGCAUCCAGGAGCCGCUGCGCAGCCUGUACCCGUCGGAGGGCGCCAUCGGCGCGAAGGGCAUCGACUCGUGGCUGAGCGUCUGGUCGAACGGCAUCCUGCUGGAGAACGUGGACGAGAACCGGAAGCAGGUGACGCGCUUCUUCCCGAUCGACUCGCUCCACUACUGUGCCGCCGUCCGCCAGGUAUUGAUCCCGGAGCGCGGCAACAGUAACCCGGAGCCGAAGUUCCUGCCGCUCGACUCACCGUUCGCACGGACCCCGCGCGCCCAGCAUCCGCCGAUCUUCGCGGCCAUCCUGCGGCGCACCACCGGCAUCAAGGUGCUCGAGUGCCACACGUUCAUCUGCAAGCGUGAGGCGGCCGCGAACGCGCUGGUGCGCUGCUGUUUCCACGCGUACGCCGACAACUCGUACGCCCGCCAGCUUGAGGGUUCCGGAAGUGGUAGCGGCUCCAACAGCGUGUACGGCACGAUCGGCGGCAAGUCGAACGGGGGUGGCCCGGCCGAGGGCGGAGGGUGGCGAUCACGUGCCGGCAGCACGACCACGCUCAACAGUGUCGGCGUCGGCGGCCGGCCGCCGGCAAUCAACGGCGUCGGCGAUGCGUACACGGUGAAGAAUCUUUAUGCCAGCAGCGCGGACCUAGACGUAGUGGACGACGGCGAAAGUUCACUGUACAAUGGCGACGAGAACCACAAGGUGUGGAACGGGUCGACCGAUCAGAUCGAUGGCAUCGGCUUUGGUAACGAUGGUCACUACGAUAUCUACUCCGGCCCGGCCGGCAGCACGAGUGGCGGCGGUGGCGGGGGCGGCGGCGGUGGCGGUGGCUCCACCCUCGGGCGUCCGGCCCGCAUCCGGCAGAUCAGUGCCCCGGUGCCGGUUCCUCCGCCACCGAAGGAGGAACCGAAAAAGUCCAAGAAGGACAAGAAGCUGGCCAAGAGCCUGCAGCAGCAGCAGCAACAACAUCAGCAGCACCUCUACCAGCAACACCAGCACCAGCAGCAGCAGCAGGUAGGAGGAAGUCAAAGUCUAUCCGGAACGCUUAUCAGACCACGUCCUCUGCACAUGAAUCCACUAGGUCGGCCGGCUGGCGGAGCAGCCCACUCACCCGGCGGCAAUGCCGCAGCGAUGGCCGCCGCGGCCGCCGCCGCACAUCACGGCAUGAUGAUGUACCACCACCAUCCCCACCACCCGUCCUACCAUCCGUCCCUCCAUCCGUCCCACCACCCGCACGGUAUGAUGGGGCCGCUGCCACCGCCGGUGCCGGGCCGCCAGUUCCACACGAUCGGCCACCGCAGCGUGAAUGGUAACGCGAUGGCCGCCACCGCCGCCAUGAUGCACCACCAGCACCAGCACCCGCAGCACCCGCACCAUCAUCCGGCACUCGGGAUGCCGAUGCCGCACCCGGCGGCCGGCAUGACCCUGCCGGCGAUGAUGGCGAUGGCGCCGCAGUACGCCACGCUGCAGCAUCCGCGCACCGGGAGCAAAAAGAAGAAGGACGGCAAAGCGGGCAAGGGCGCCCUGAACGGUGGUGGGAUGAUCGGGGGCAGCAACGGGAGCAUCCCGAUCGGGGUCCCGAUCGUGCCGCCCAUGUUUGCGUACGUGCCCGCGCCCGGUGGCCCACCGAAUGGUGGUGGAUCGCUCCUGGACAGCCGGCCGUUGUCGCUGAGCAACCGGAAGCUAGCCCAAUCGGCGGCCGCCGGGCUGGAUGACGUGUCGGGUGGUGGUGGCGGCGGCAACUCGGGCGCCGAGUCGCCGGGUGGCACCGGGAUCUAUCGGCGCAAGGGGCACCUGAACGAGCGCGCCUUCAGCUACUCGAUCCGCCAGGAGCACCGGAGCCGCAGCCACGGCUCGCUCGCCAGCCUCCAGUUUAGUCCGCCCGACCUCAAGAAGGAGCGCGAAAUCGCCCAGAUGGUGGCCGGGCUCGAGCUGGCCGACGAUGCCGCCGCCACCGCCGCCGCAGCCACGCUCCGGCGCCGCUCGGAGCUGCCCGCCGGCUCGUCCGGAACGUUCGGGAAGCCCCGACGAUGA
Molecule: messenger RNA, 2132 nt
Organism: Anopheles cruzii
Lineage: Eukaryota; Metazoa; Arthropoda; Insecta; Diptera; Culicidae
Exons: 2
Coding region: 6-2132 (708 amino acids)
Source: RefSeq, a predicted model, not a curated record